ACAUUACAUCUGUGCACAGUCCCAUAGGACUGCCUUGGAUGAGACUUGUACAAGCAGCUGCCAAUAGCAAGGAGCAGAACUUGGAAGCUUACUUAGAAAACAGUCAGUUGUAUUAUCGCUCUACCAGGAAAAUCAACAAAAAUGAGGAGCUGCUGGUCUGGUAUGAUGAGGAGCUUUCCAGCCUCUUGGGUUUCAAUGAGAUAAAAGCUCAGAGUCCUCAGAAUGAAUUGAGAUGCCAAGAGUGCGACCGAGUCUUUAAAUGUGAGCAUUCCUAUCUAUCCCAUGUCCGCUUCCUAUGUGUCCCAGAGAAGAGCGCCCUGCUAUGGAGAAACUUACAGAACCCUAAGUCUGAAAAGAGCAACUUAGCUGAGCAGACCACGAAUUUCCACAGCCUAGCAAGGGAUCUAGAGGUCAAAAUGUCAGCUUGUAAAGAUGAUGCCCAUGGUAUCACAGGAGAAAGGAGAGCAAAACCUGAAGAGGCUGAGAACAACAGGAGCAGGAAAACAGUGUUAUUGGAGAAAACCAAUAAUCUGAGUGAGGAACACAGCUGUGGGGGCAAGGAAGAGGUUGGGGGAGAGCAUGCAUUGGCUGGUUCUUUCUGGAAGCUUAGUUCAGGGAGGCAGUCAGCUAGGAAGGAUGCUUUAGAGCAGAAGCAGAGCGCUUUCACUGAGGUCAGGAGGAUGAAGGAGAAGCUGAGGAAUGAGAGACCGAAGGAGCCAGAACAGGAGGACGGUGCUGUCCCACUUGGUAAAGAGCAGGUGUCAAAGUUGCUGAACUCCUCUGGUAGUGCAUUCUCUUUUGUGUGGCCCAGCAGUGCCCGAGGAGAACAGAAGAGUGCUUUCAGCAAACCCAGUAAGUGUCUAACAGAAAGAGCUGCAAUAAAUUCUUCUCAUCCCAUGAGUGAGUCACCAAAGACCCUGGGGGAGCUGUCUGGCUUCAUUGCGACCACAGACAUCAUGUGCUGCAGCACUCUUCUCAAUUCCAAGUUCUUUGUCAGUGAUUUGUGUAAUGCUCAGAUGCUGCAGACAAGCAUCACUCGGAGCAGUGUUUUCCCAUGUACCUCAGAACCGUGGCCCAAACAAGCAGGAGGACAGUUACAAAACACAACCACCACUUCUUCUUCCUCCUCCUCCUCUUCCUUGACUCUUCUACCCCCUACUUUCACAUCCUUUGGGGUGGCUGCCCAGAACUGGUGUGCCAAAUGCAACCUGUCCUUUCGCAUGACGUCCGAUUUAGUCUUCCACAUGCGGUCACAUCACAAAAAAGAAUACUCCUCAACUGAAUCCCAGUGUAAGAGGAGACGAGAGGAGAAGCUAACAUGUCCCAUUUGUCAUGAGUACUUCCGAGAACGCCAUCACUUAUCCCGACACAUGACUUCUCAUAAUUAGAGCUGUGCAGACAGAUCUCAGCAAAGGACUGGACAGGUUGGGUAAAGAAGGGGAAGAUACUUCACUUGUAUCCAUUUGUUUUUGGGUUUACAUUGAUUUCUUACAGGAAAUCACUGUUUACAAUAAUUUGUAAUAGAUGCUUUGCAAAAAAAAUAUAAAAUGUUUACAAGAGUUUGAGUGGGUUGUAAGUUUUGAAAACUCAACCUAGCCCUUGUCAAUCUAUUUUUGAGGAAAUAAAAUAGUGA
This is a messenger RNA of Leptosomus discolor (cuckoo roller), 1633 nucleotides long. The record is from RefSeq and is a predicted model, not a curated record. Lineage: Eukaryota; Metazoa; Chordata; Aves; Leptosomiformes; Leptosomidae.